AGUACCAGCGCAGCUGGAUAUUUUCUGCUGUGCCAGCAGAGCCACAAAACUAAAGGCGGCAUUAGAUCAUGGCUCGUAGAAGAUCAAAACAAGCACCUUUCUAUGGUUUGGUCUGUAAGGAUAGUUUUGAAGUCAUGCCCUGGAACACAAAACUCCUGACCACACAGUGCCAGUGCUCACCAUCUCACAAAUCCUCCACGGUAAAAGAUCUAAUUCAUGUAGCAGUCAAUGAUAAGGAUAUGCUGGAAAAAAUCAGACCAUUGCCAAAGAAGUUACCCCCAGGGAAAGGGUUUAUCUUAUGUAAGAAUGCGGACAGAUCGUGUUAUCAAGGGGACGAGUGUACGUAUGCACACGGCAAGGCAGAGCAGAAGGCUUGGAAUGCCCAGUUAAGUGGCAGCAAGAUUGGAAUUGUCAACACGCCAACUUCUGCUGUUUCCGGCUUAUCGCCCGCACAAGCCACGUGGGCAAAGAAACCACCCUCCCGUUUCAGGCGCCAAGUCAGCCCACAGCAGCAGUCUCAAGGGAGAGGUUAUCCACGUUCCAGGAGUGAGAGUCGGUCGCAUUCUGAAAGCUCAACUCAUUCUGAAUCAGUGGGUGGUGACUAUCAACAAGAGCGUAAAGUAUCAACUCCAACAACUCCUAAGCAACAAAGAACUGUUGAAGCUCAGCGACAAAUACGUGUGUCUCCAUCCCACAAUAUCAAAAACAGGCCUGCUACUGGUUUUCCUCAACAAGUACCGCCUCGACCCCCUCCCGUUGCUCAUUCUGGUAGUAAGCCCCAAAUGUCGUCACCCCCCAACCCCAAGUAUGUCCAGCCUCACCUACAUUCUCCAGCCAGUGAGCCUCAGGAUGUUCGAAUUCCAGACGUAGUACAUGCCCCCCUAUCUACGGAGAACUAUAAGAGCAAGUUUAUUGAACUGCUCAAACUGGAGGAAAAGGAGCAUCAGAGGGUGCUUGAUGAAAAAUGCAAUGGAGAGUAUGAUAUAUUUCUCUAUCGGAAUGGAACUGAACCAUCAGCUCUGAGACGACCAUCCGAUGUUCAAUAUUGUCGCUAUGGCUACCUGGAAGACAUCAAUGGAGACCAAGUUGCAUAUGCAACACAAGCCAGUCAAGGCUCGAUUUAUAUCCACAACCUCGACCAAGUAAAGAUCUGUAAAGCUGAUAUCCUUCGAGACAACUACAGCCAUACUGAAGACAGGCUGUAUAUUGGCUUUGAAGCCCAAGAGGAGCAGAAAUUACAACAUGGGUUUCCAGCAGCGGGAAGCAGGAAUCUUACACAAAUAAGCGUUGUUGUGAAGUUUAUGUUAAAGCAUUCAUAUUUCCGAAAUCUGAAAUCGUGUAUAUCGAAAGCAGCCGAACAUGUUAUCCAGAAGAUUGUACCUACUCCUCGUACGUUCAGCCAAAAACCAGUUGAUAUUGGAAUCAAUCUUAGGCCUUUUGAAAACCUCUGUUCUCCUGAUCAGUUUGCUGCAUUAGAAUCCAUUCUAACCUGCUCCCCCCGAGGUCCCCCUAAUAUAAUCGUGGGGCCGUCUGGUUCUGGAAAGACGCGUAUCCUAGCAAUGGCUGCCAGCUGUUUCUUUACUGAAGCUCAUGUCAAACAGGAACCUGCUCGUAUUCUAGUGUGCACUCAACAGCAAGAGUCGGUUGAUAAUUUUUAUGACCACUAUCAAAAUUUAAUGUCUGGCAAAGAGGAUGACGUUGAAGUUAUUAUUCUGAAGGAUCGUGGCUUCAAGUAUUUCGGGACGGAAGAAAAUAAUGUCUACAAAACAAUUCAAAGCUUUGUCUCAGACCAAACAUUUCUCAGUGUUCAGCAAAAUCAUCUUGUGAUGUCGACAUGCAUGAUGGUACGUGAGCUGGUUAGAGAUCUUGGUGAUCGAUUCUUCACUCAUAUUCUGAUUGAUGAGGGGGCCCAGAUGCGGGAGCCUGAGGCUAUUGCCCCCCUCUCUCUGGCUAAUCCUGAUACUACCAAGAUUGUGAUCGCUGGAGAUCAGCAUCAGGUUGGUCCAGCUAUGCUAGUGUUUGGAGAGGUCCCAUCAUCGUGUGGUCUUGCUACUUCGUUACUAGAGCGACUGCACUCAUCAUACAAGUUGCUUUGUCAACAAUUCUACACUUCUACACUUUUAACCAACUAUCGAUCUCACCCGGACAUCUUUGAGCUCCACUCCUCCCUGUUUUACGAUACCCCCCUGAUAUCACCGUCUGAUCGUGACCCCCCAUCUCUACACCCCCUGUACCCCUACCCCCUCGUGUUUGUGUGCUCUAGUAUGGACCACUUUGUAACACAGGAUGACUAUGUGAAUGAAGACGAGGCGAGUAUCCUACUGGAUGAGGUGAACAAGUUUGCCAUUGCUAAGAAUUGGCCUACUGCUAGCUGGGGACCUCAGGACAUGUCUCAGACCUGCAUCAUGAGUCCAUCAAGACCACAGCUAACGAUGAUCAACCAGCUGAUUCGUAAAAAGGCAUUGUCUGGCAAACUGAAGACUGUAAGGAGACUACCCACAUACGACAUGCAAGGUAGGGAGUUCCGAGCUCUGUUCCUAAGCACCUCUGAACCGACCCACUCUGACGCCUCAACCUGUAACCUGAUCAAGAGUUUCUGUGAUCCGCACACAUUCAACACAGCUGUUACUCGAGCCCAGUCACUCGUGGUUGCCAUUGGUAACCCGUUCCUACUACUCAAGACAGAGCAAACCAUGUUGAAGAAGUAUGGGAAGAAAGGAAAAAUUUGGAGCAACUAUCUCAAGAGAUGUCUUGCACAAGAUUCUUUCAUUAUCCCUCCAUCUUUGAGCAAGAAUAAAACAAAAGCUACGGCUCUUAAGUUCUUUUUAAAAAGUACACUUGAAGAUGAAACUGUCCCCGAUGGUAACGAAGCCGCUAGUAUGAUCGAUAGUGAUUUUCCACUACAACCACCUCCUCCACAAGACAAUGUUAUUCGACGUUCUUCAUCUUCCACAAGUACGCAGAGUAUCAGUGGUACUAGAGUAACGGUUGCUAGCAGAUUGGACGAGUAUGAGGUGAAGUACCCACCGAUUGGCAAGGGAGGCUUUGGUGUGGUGUUCCAUGUGAAGUAUAUUAUGGAUCAGAGUGAAUAUGCACUGAAGAUAAUCAGGCUCUCUGACAUCCCUAAGAAGCAAGACAAGGUGCUGAGAGAGGUUAUGGCCUUAGCUAAGCUGGAACACGCCCAUAUUGUACGCUACCACACAUCAUGGAAAGAGAGAGCUCCGGACAAGUGGGCAGAGAAAGAAUUGUGGUCUUUGCUAAAGAGUACUGAUUCACUGCCAACCCCGCUGAUCCCAGUAACAACUGCAAGGGGGUCUACGUCCACAACUUCCAGCUCUACCCAUACAACAAACACCUCCACUAGCGCACAUGUUGUCUCUACUGACCUCUUGCAAGUUGCUUCUGGGCUGACGUCCACAACUUCCAGCUCCACCCGUGCAACAAGUUCUCCCACCAGUACACAUGUUGCCUCUGCUGACUUCUCGCAAGGUGCUUUUGGACCUACCUCUCACAGUUCUGGCUCAGUAGUCUCGUUUCGUGAUAGUGCUGGCUCCCCAUCUGGCCGCUCUCAGUUCGAGAUAUUAGAAACUGCUACGAUCCAAUCGUCGAUCCAAUCGUCCCUUCCACUUGAUCCUCCAACCUGCCUGUUUAUUCAGACAGAGCUCUGUAAGAAGGACACAUUGAGCAACUGGCUGUUAAAAAACUGUGAAGAAAAGAGCCGAAAUAAAACUGAAGUUCUAAGCUUCUUCAAACAGAUCCUUAAAGCACUGGUGUACAUUCACAAGGAGGGCUUUGUACAUAGGGACCUGAAACCAUCUAACAUAUUUUUUUCUCGGAGUGAGGGCAAUUUAAAAAUUGGAGAUUUUGGGUUAGCAAGAACAGUGGCCAUGCCACUUGGAGCCCCUACAGGUGCAGAUACUACCCAUGGUUCAGCUGAUGGCCACUCUAGAGGCAGCAUGCAGGCUGGGACUCUCCUGUACAUGAGCCCUGAGCAAAUCAAAGGGAAAAAGUGUGAUGAGAAGUCAGACAUGUUUGCUCUAGGUAUCAUCUUGUUUGAGCUUCACUACAUCAUGGAGGCCAGAUACCAGGUGCUAUCAGCUCUGCGCAAUCUGGAAUUCCCUCUCAAAUUUGAGGAUAACCUUCCCAAUGUUGCGAAAAUUGUGAAGUUAUUGCUGGCAGAAAACCCUGCUGAGAGACCACCAGCUGAUGAGUUAACUAAGAAUACUUCUCUUCAGAAUCUCUCAAAGAAAAUGAGAAAGAAUAAGGACGAUUUCAUUCUUAAGUUCUAGUACUAUUACAAUGUACAUUCUUAGUUUCUAGUAUCAUUAUAAUUAUAAUUUUAUAGUAUAUUAAUUUUUAUAUGUUAGCUUGUUAAAGCUUGUUUUAGCUUCAUUUUUAGUGCAUAAUUAUGAUCAUGAGUUGGUAGAGUGUCAUAGUUUUCAGUGCAUUCUUCAUGUUAGAUAUAAUUAUCUUGUUUGUAGCAGUUAACAAAAUAAUAAUGUACAUGGAUUA
Messenger RNA from Halichondria panicea, 4512 nucleotides. RefSeq lists its product as uncharacterized. NCBI's taxonomy places the organism in Eukaryota, Metazoa, Porifera, Demospongiae, Suberitida, Halichondriidae. Gene Ontology annotation, cellular component: cytoplasm; nucleus. Gene Ontology annotation, molecular function: helicase activity; metal ion binding; eukaryotic translation initiation factor 2alpha kinase activity. The transcript has 17 exons. Bases 69 to 4289 code for a protein of 1406 amino acids. Gene Ontology annotation, biological process: protein phosphorylation. The record is from RefSeq and is a predicted model, not a curated record.